Messenger RNA from Drosophila serrata, 4711 nucleotides. Its product is annotated as terminal nucleotidyltransferase 5C. The record is from RefSeq and is a predicted model, not a curated record. Gene Ontology annotation, molecular function: RNA binding; poly(A) RNA polymerase activity. Gene Ontology annotation, biological process: mRNA stabilization. NCBI's taxonomy places the organism in Eukaryota, Metazoa, Arthropoda, Insecta, Diptera, Drosophilidae.
AGUUGCUCGUCACAUGUUCGACACUCAAGUAGCCCCAAAAAGCCCAGGGAAUAUAGGAAUAUAGGAAUAGCCGAGCGCCAACCGAAGACCGAUCGAGUGUUGAGCAGGCACCGUUAGACAGUAAAGAAAAGCAAUUGCAACAGUGACAGUGACAGUAACUCCUCCCAACUGAGAGCCAGGUGCGACAAGCAAGUGCAGCUGUAAUCAAAUCAGAAAUCAAGCAAUCGCCUUGCCUCCAAUCAGAAACCCAUCGAAUACGAUCGCCACAUUUCUCGAAGCUUUUCGGCAAGCUUCCGCUAACCGAAACGCGUGGUCCGAAAAAAAACGAAAUAUAACGAAAAUCAAACAAGCAAAUAAAGAGGCAAGCGAAAAAGUGAAAUUGAAAUUCGAAUUCAAAGUCAAAAUCAAAUCGAAAAAAAGUUGGGAGUUAAGUGAGCGCCAUAUCGCGUGUGCAUCUGUGUGAGUGAGUGUUUCGCAGUGUCUGUUUAAGUGUAUCCGUGCAGUGCAACGGUAUUAAAGUAAACCCCCAUAAAAUCAAGAAGCCGCAAAAGAAACGGUAGAAAGAAGAGCAACUCAGAAGUUAGUUGUCAGUAAAAAUUUGAAUAAUAGACUUACGGUUUGAUUUCUACGUUACCGUAGCAAUCCAAAACCAUAAUCGAAACCGAUUACCGGAUACCGAUCGCCAUCCUGGCCAGCCGUACGCUUUUCGUGUGAGGCGCUGCCAGCGGUUCCAAGGAACGGUGAAUUCCACCCACACCCUGCUGCCCGUCGUCGAUAGCAUACCGAUACCGAUACCAUAACCGAUGUCGACUACCCAGUGCCGUGUAUAACUCUUUUGUUUUGCCUGCUCUCUAAACAGAAAAGCCCCACCAAGAGAGAUAUUGCAUUCGAUACGAUAGGAUUCGAUUCGGUUCAAGAAUAUCCCCAAUAAGAACAGUAGCAAGUACGUGUGCUCUGCGGCACUGAGAGAAACAGAAGAGACGCUUACCGCGUGGAUUUCUUUUUUUGGGGCACACGAGCUGUCCGAAUUGUUCAGGGAUAGCAAAAGCAACAACAACAGCGAAAAGAAUAGCAAGUUCGCCAAAAAGACGCAAUUAAAAAGUGUUAGCAAGUGAAAAAGAAAAAACAAAUACAACGAGCCGAAACAACAUUAAUGAAUUUCGUGAUUAAAAACAUUUGAAAAGGUACAACAAAAGCUCAUUUAAUAUAAAAAUAAGAAGAACGCAAACAGCAAGCGAAAUAUACAAAAUAUAAAAUCGCGGCGCCAACAACAAAACGUGGCACAAACGAAAUACAAAAAAAAGCUCCACCAACGAAAACGAAAACGAGAGCGAAUGCGCGCGCGCGAGUGAGAUAGAAAAAAGCUGAGCAAAGGCAAACGAAAGCAACGCCGUGCCGUGAGAGACGCAGCACAGUGAUCGAGUGAGAGACAACAACAAAACAAAACCGCAAGCAGAAGCCAAAAGCCAAUUGCGCACGGAACGUAGAACGGAGAAAACUAACGGAACUCUAACCAAAGCAGCAGGACGGAUAACGGUUAACCAGGUUAAAGCAGCGCACAAAGAGACAAUGGUAAACAAGGUGAGUGGCAAGAAGGCGGACAAGGACAAGGAGAGGCAGCGAGAGGCGGCAAUGUUGCCGGCGGCGGGCAAUAACAGCAGUAACAACACAAGCAACACUACCAACAUUGGCAACACAAUCAACGUCAGCAAUCCUGGCAACAUAACCACCAAUGUCAGCAACAAAACCAACAACAAGACUAACAACAAAGGCUCGAAUGCCAAGGCCAACAAAAAGAAUGCAGGCAAAGGACAACAACAACCUCAGCAGCAGCAGCAACAGCAGCAACAGCGCAGCAGCAAAAAAGCUAAGCCGCAGCGGCAACAGAUCUUCUUGCAAUCUUUGCCACGCGACACCAGCUACUACAGGAACAACAGCAACAGCAACAGCAACAGUAAUAACAUCAACAGCAGCAACAACAAAAAUGUUAAUAACAAAAGUGGUAGCAACACAAUUAGCACAAACAGUGGCAUCACUAUGGACACACCGGCCACACAGGAUAUUGCAGUGGCCAAGAUUAAUCCCGCCGAGCUGCUGACCGCGGCUUUGGCCGUGCCCUGUGCCAAAUGCUCCAAGCCAUCGAUGAUCUCCAGUUUGAUCACCGCCGUGACCGCCACAUCCUCCUCCUCCUCCUCCGCCUCCGCCUCGUCCUCUGUUUCCUCCUCAUCGGUGUCCACCAUCUCGUCCAGUUCCGGAUCUGAGACCGCCAGCAAUUACAGUGAUCUCAAUUAUCCGGAACCAACUGUCUACUCCGGCAAGCAGUAUCGCAAAUCCAAGUCCUAUAUGGGCGUGUCCCAGUACAACGGCUCCGUAAAUGCAUAUCAAUCGGGAUCGACAUCGAGUCGCGGGCCCAGCACCGGGGGCAACAAUGGUAACCACGUGGCAUACAGACGCUCCCACAGCGAUCGGCGGAACUCGUUCGAUCGAAGCUUCGCCGAAAGGAAUCGCGACUUCGUGCCCAUCGUGCCGCCACCGCGUCCGGUCCUGUCGUCGUCCAACAUAGCCGGAGUUAUGGCCAGUUCCACCAAGCUGACGAUUAUAGAGCGGUUCGGCAAAGGACGUGUCGCAUAUCCCAUAAUGCAGUGCGGGACACUAGACGGAGCCGAACCGUUAUAUCAUCAGCAGCGCAGCAACAGAAUGGACGUUUAUCAGAUCGAUGAUGGUUUCCACUCGGACGGUGGCACCGAGACACCACCGCCAUCGCCCAGCUCGGGCUCAUCGAUUGCCUCAACAUCGGACCAUGGAUCCCUGGAGAGCGUCGAUACCGGUGGGACACAGCGGCUGGCCGUGCUCUCGUUCGAGCAGGUGAGCAAGCUGCACAACGUGAUGGACGAGAAGGUGGCCAUACAUGGACGCGGUAACUUUCCCACACUGGAGGUGACGCUGAAGGACCUGGUCAAUCUGGUGCGCCGCAAGCUGGAGGCAGAGGUGAAUGCCGGCGGCGCCGGGGUGUUAGUUAAGGACAUCCGUCUCAAUGGCGGGGCAGCUAGUCAUGUUUUAGCCAGCGAGGAUCAGCCGUACAAUGACCUGGAUCUGAUAUUCGCCAUCGAGCUGAGUUCGCCGCGCGUCUUUGACCGCGUCAAGGUGGCCGUGCUCAACACAUUGCUCGACCUAAUGCCGGAGGGCGUCUGCAAGCGACGCAUCUACACGUGCUCCCUGAAGGAGGCCUAUGUCGGCAAGAUGGUGAAGGUGAAUAAUAACAAUGACGGUGACCGCUGGUCGCUCAUCUCGCUGGGCAAUUCGCCAGGACACAAGAAUGUCGAGCUGAAGUUCGUCGAUACCAUGCGGCGACAGUUUGAGUUCUCCGUGGACUCGUUCCAAAUAGUACUCGAUUCGUUGCUACUCUUCUACGACUGCGCCGCUCUGCCCAUCUCGGAGAACUUCUAUCCGACGGUGGUCGGCGAGUCGGUGUAUGGAGACUUCCAGGAGGCCCUCUACCAUUUGCAAAAGAAACUGAUCUCAACGCGUCAACCGGAGGAGAUACGAGGCGGCGGCCUGCUCAAGUACUGCAAUCUAUUGGUGCGCAACUACAAGGCCGUCGACUCGCAGCUCAUCAAGACCCUUGAGCGAUAUAUGUGCUCGCGCUUCUUCAUCGACUUCCCGGACAUCAAUACGCAGACGACCAAGUUGGAGGCCUACUUGCGUAACCAUUUCUGGGGCGUCGAUGAGGAACCGCUGCAGUAUCAGUACCUGAUGCAUUUACGCGAAGUGGUCGAAAUGUCGACUGUCUGCCUGAUGGGGCACGAGCGACGACAGACGCUCCAUCUCAUUCAGUCGCUGGCCGCCCAGGUGCUCUUCAACAAACAGGAGAAGCAACACCAAGAACAGUACCAACAACAGCAACAGCAACAGCACCAGCAACACCAGCAUCAGCAACAUCAACAGCAGCAGCAGCAGCAGCAACACCAGCAGCAGCAGCAGCAACAGCAACGUCAGCAGCAUCAGUUCCUGGACACAGCGCAGCAGCUGCAGCAGGCACAGACGCAACAGCAGCCGCAGCAAGCCACCACAUUGACUUUGGUCUCACAGGCACCGCCAACCGGCCAGGCGCCACAGACGAUCUACGUGCAGCAGGCCGCUCCCGCUGCCGUCUGUUGCACGAGCAGCACGGAUCAGACGGCGACAGCCGCUCCACAGACCAUACAAAUACAGGCCGGUCCGCCGGGACUCAUCUAUGCCAAUGGCGUCUACUAUGCACCUGUGAUCCCCAGCACCAUCUGCACGUGCAACUCCACCUGGCUGAGCACGUGAUUGGAGCAGCAGCAGCAGCAUCAUCAUCAGCAUCAGCAUCAGCAGCAGCAUCAGCAGUUCCAUCAGCAACAUCAACAGUGGUCAGAGAAUACAUUGGGAUCGUCGCUUUUGGCUGAAACUGAAACGGAACCACCACUAGAAACAGCACUUAUAGCACCACAAUCAUCACAGUCACUAAUAGCACCCGGAACCCAAGUCCCUCACCAUAACAUACCCGCGAACAGUCAACCAAUUAGCACCAGCAAUAGCAGCAAGAAAAAGAAUAAGACUCAGACUCAAACUCAGACUCGGCAAGGAACUGAAGCAACAGCAAUGGCAGGAGAGAUCACUACAGGAACAGAAGCAUCAAUAGUAGCAGUAGCAGCAGCAACCAUGACAAGGACAUCGAAGAAGAGCAACA